CCGAAGUAACAUGGCGACUGUCCCGGCGUGGUUUAGUCGAUUUGCGACCAUCGGCGCGUGUAGAUCAAUGAGAGAGGAACGACGACGUUGAGUGACAGUUCUUCUACUGCUCCAAUUUUCGCACCGAGGAUGGCGCCGACUGUUUGCAUAGCCGAGUUCCCUAUGGCCAUGGGAACCACUGUUAGCUCGCGCGUCCGCUACCGACGAGGAUUUCAAAGCGGUAUGAAACGGCGGAGAUUCGCGUUGGAAUCUCAACAGAUGCUGCGAACCGGAACGAUCGCCGAGACGCUCUUACCGCCUCAUGAAAAUUGUGAAUCGCGAAGACUCGACUAUCCGGACACGAUAUCAGACUGUUCUGUCGUGGAUAGAAGCGCGGAAUACGCGACAAACGUUGAUGAGGAUUGCAAUAGACUCGUUGCGGAAAGAAGAAGAGAUCUCUUGAGCAUCGUCGUGCGUACGAUAAUACUCGUACGGCGCAACCGUAUCCUUCAGAGGCGUUUAAACGCGUUGCGGGCGGAAACACGAAGGUUUCUCCGUUCUGUAUUAAAUAAUCCAGAAAGUCAACAACGAAGGUCGCAAAUGCCAUCACAUUUGGAGGACUCGUCAUCUACGGAGAAAAUCGUCUCGACGUUAUCGCCUCUACUUCCUGCCGAUCCAACAAAAAAUUCAUUUCAAAUCACCAGUCGCGGUAAUCGUGACCAUCCCAAUGACGAAUCAAGUUCGUCUGAUAAAUCCGAAGCGAACAGAAGUGAAUGUUGAUUGUUUAAUAUCCGGAUAUUGAUAACUUCUCAACUGGCAUGUAAAUAGGCGGUGAGUCAUUCAGGCAUUCACACCUAUUUUACGUAUGUAGAGAAGAGACAAAGAAGUUUUACUUUAAAUAUAUUUUAAUAUACCUC
Messenger RNA from Trachymyrmex cornetzi, 896 nucleotides. Its product is annotated as Clock interacting protein circadian. NCBI's taxonomy places the organism in Eukaryota, Metazoa, Arthropoda, Insecta, Hymenoptera, Formicidae. The transcript has 3 exons. The coding region runs from base 130 to 759 and encodes 209 amino acids. The record is from RefSeq and is a predicted model, not a curated record.